Molecule: messenger RNA, 1466 nt
Organism: Puntigrus tetrazona (Sumatra barb)
Lineage: Eukaryota; Metazoa; Chordata; Actinopteri; Cypriniformes; Cyprinidae
Gene: sri
Product: sorcin
Exons: 8
Coding region: 112-681 (189 amino acids)
Molecular function (GO): calcium ion binding
Source: RefSeq, a predicted model, not a curated record
ACAUUUGUUUGCUGGCCACUCCCAUUUACGGAAGAGGGUGGAGAUUAAAAUCCACACAGCAUCAGUUUAUCCGGUUCUGAGCAUUCGCCAAGAAGAAACAAGUCUUUUACAAUGAAUUUCCAGGGAUACGGUGCACCAGCUCCGGGCGGGUAUCCAGGGGGAUUCCCUGGACAGCAGCAGGACCCUUUGUACGGGUACUUCACUGCAGUGGCCGGUCAAGAUGGUCAGAUAUCCGCAGAAGAACUUCAGGCUUGUUUGACUCAGGCCAACUUCUCUGGUGGCUACAGACCUUUCAACAUUGAGACAUGUCGGCUGAUGAUCAGCAUGCUUGAUAGAGACAUGUCUUGUUCCAUGGGUUUCAAUGAGUUUAAGGAGCUGUGGGCGGUGCUCAGCGGCUGGAAGCAACACUUCAUGAGCAUCGACAGGGACAUGAGCGGCACAGUUGACCCACAGGAAAUGAGCCAAGCCGUUUCCUCUAUGGGGUACAGGCUGAGUCCUCAGGCCAUGAACUGCGUAAUUAAGCGUUACAGCUCUAAUGGGAAGAUCUCAUUUGAUGAUUAUGUCGCUUGCUGUGUCAAACUGAGGAGCUUGACUGAUGUGUUCAGAAAAAGGGACCAGGCACAGCAGGGAGUGGCGACAUUUCAAUAUGAUGACUUCAUCCAGUGUACCAUGAGCAUCUGAGAGAAGCCUCUGGGUUCAUGCAAAGAUCCACAAUUAAAAAAAAAACAAAUGAUGUUUUUUUUUUUCUAACUUUUUAAAAAACUUGACUCACAUGUGCUUUCAUGUUAUACCUUAUUAUUGUAGUACUUACACAAUAUAAAAAAACCAUUUAAUCGAUAUUGUUUGCAACUGUACUAAUGCAUUACUAAUGCGACUAAGCUACGGAAUGCCUCUAGACCAACGACAUUUAUAGCCUAUCUACUAAAAAUUUAACUCUUAUUACAUAUCAAGUUACUGUAUCAAAGCAGCUGCACGGAAAUCCAUGAUAUUAAUGUUUAUAAUAUCCUAAUGCCUUACAUCAGCCACAAUGCAUUUAGCAGACCGCAGUGGUAAUAUUUUAUACUAUAACACCUUAACCAGCACCCUUUUCGGAGCCUUGUCAUCAUAUAUAAUAUAAUAUAAAUUGUAUUGUUCAUAAAGAUGCACUCAUGCGGUUUCAAUAGUUUUUUUUCUACCUCCAAUACAUAUUAAUAUGCAUAUCUUAAUUUGACAUGGCCAGUAAAGACUGUUUUGUUGAUACGAGGCUUUCUGAGAUCCAUUCGUGUGCGCUGGUAACCGGAAGGAAAAUGUUAUAUUACGUACCGCCAAAGAAUUCUUGACACUUUCGACUGUGUAAUAGCCGUUUGAAAUGUUAGUUAGAACUAUAUUCGAGUAUAUUUUCAUUUACGCUCAAUGAAUUAUUUUUAAAUAACACCAUUUAAGACAUUCCCCCGUUUGACUUAAUAAAUGCCAACAGUCCACCUGCA